CGUUGUGCCCACUCUAUGACCAAGUGGGCGGAUUGGGGCCACGACCAGCAAAAAAUCGAUGCUGUCGCCAGUCGUUGGGUGACAGAGUGUUUGUAAGGAAGCAUGUCGGAUCAGCCUGAUAACAGCACCUACGAGCAGGAGUGCCAGCGCGCGGAGUUGCUGGGUCUCCAGCCGCCAGAUCCCGAGGAGUUCGAGCGGAAGCGGCAAGCGAGAUUGGAGCACGAGGUGGCCGAACAGGAGGCUGCCGAGGCGGUGCUGCUGGAGCAACAAGACGAAAGCCUGGGCAAUGUGGGCGGCAAGUUGGGCGAGCUCAACAGCAUCCUGUCCAGCACCCAGCAGAAGCUCAAUCGCUUUAAGCAAACGGCCUGUGGCAGUUUAACUAAUAUAUUUGCUCGAGCCAGCUCGGGCUCAGUGGAUCUUUCAGCGGGCGUGGGGGGAUCGGGAUCGAUGGUCAGCCAGGAGGAGCGUCCGCCUGUCCAAGAUCAGCCACAGGCAAAGCCGCCGCCCACGGCCGCCGAGGUAAGCGCCGCCAAGGCGGCCAAGCAAAAGCGCAUGGACUCGCAGCUGGACAAGUUGGAUGCGCUGAUCAAUCAGGCGGACAAUGCCCAGAUCUCCAUGAGCGAGCAGACCCAGCAGAUGCGACGCUUGGCCAAGUGAACUGCUUUGACCAAAAGCGGAUGAAAGGUGAUCAUUGGCAUUUCUAAAACCCGAAACACAAAAGAUUAAACCCUAGUUUCCUUUAUGAAAUGAAUGUACGAUUCCAACUUUAUUAACCCUUACUCUUCAGGUGAUUUGCUUCGCCUGAUCCUGGCCAGCCUUCUGUCCCCUCUUUGUUUGGAUGAACACAUGAGUUUCGCUUAAAACUAAACACAAGUUGAGAUUACCCAAAGCGUCUUCAAUCACAUUUAUCGAGUGUGCAGACAGUGCGUGUCAUAACUGUCCUGUCUGAAGUACCGUCUUUUAGUCCUGGCGCGCACUGCUCUUCUUUACAUUCAUCCCGUUGACUUUACAUACAAAUAGGUAUUUUUAUAGUUUACAUCAGAGUUUCAAAAAUACAGAGCAUUUUUUCGGCUAUUUCUUGUCAUAGUUAAAAACUGAAUUACAAAUGUUGACAAUAAUAGUUUCGUUUAAAUAUUCUAGGAGUUGAAACGUAGUCAACUCUAUUCCUGAAAUUAUACAUAUGUAGUUUAAAUAAUUUUGUUUGUUUUAACCAAACGAGACAUAAAUGAUGUCCUUUAUUCACAUAUAUUUUAAAUUUUUUUUUGGUAAGUCACAUUUUGGAAAACUUUUUUUUCAGUUCUUUGAAAGUAUAACAAUAAAAUUAAAUAUUUAAAUUUUAAUUUGAAUAUAUUACACUCCUACUCUCUUUUUUUUUUAAUAAGUUUAAACUAAAGUGAACGUGUAAAAAAACGGAAACUAUUUUUUGAUUAGAUGUGCAGUGCGAUUCGCAACUGUGAGACCAAGAUUGUAACUUCUCAGCCCUGGCCUUACAGUUAUGGGACUCACUGUCUUUGUGCUAGCAUAAGGAAGCAAUGUCCACCACAUUGAAAUUGUUUAUCCAGCUAAUACUUGUUGCAAAACGUUUGUUAUACUAUAUCAAAAUAUAUACGGCUAAAUCGAGUCAAGUAAUAAAAUUAAAUUUUUCUCCACAAAACAAAA
This is a messenger RNA of Drosophila rhopaloa, 1659 nucleotides long. RefSeq lists its product as uncharacterized. The coding region runs from base 103 to 657 and encodes 184 amino acids. The transcript is spliced from 2 exons. NCBI's taxonomy places the organism in Eukaryota, Metazoa, Arthropoda, Insecta, Diptera, Drosophilidae. The record is from RefSeq and is a predicted model, not a curated record.